This is a messenger RNA of Phialemonium atrogriseum, 1200 nucleotides long. RefSeq lists its product as uncharacterized. Lineage: Eukaryota; Fungi; Ascomycota; Sordariomycetes; Cephalothecales; Cephalothecaceae. The record is from RefSeq and is a predicted model, not a curated record. The transcript is spliced from 4 exons. Gene Ontology annotation, molecular function: protein binding. Bases 1 to 1200 code for a protein of 399 amino acids.
AUGUUGUUUACUCGAGGUAUCGCUGGCCUCACAUCAGAUGAUGACGUCUCAGAGCAGAGCAGAGUAAAAGACGAGGAGAGCGAGAUUGAGGGAUUGGGCCUUGUCCACAUAAACUUCUCUAAAGACAUUGUUCGGCCAGUCUUCGUCUACCCGUGUCCCCUCCAUCCUACCAGUCCCUGCGACGAGGAGCUCCAACUAUGCGAUGAAUCCGCGCCUAGGAUUCGGAUAACGGUUGGGACAGAGCCGAGGCGGAGAGUGUUUUCAAUACACAAGCUCCUCCUCUGCCAUCACUCGGACUAUUUCAAGGGUGCCUUCAGAGCUGGCCCCCUCCGGUUCGUCGAGGCGGAGACGGGAGAAUUCGAAUGGCCCGAGGACGAUCCGGAGGAAUUCCAUCUAUGGGUGAACUGGUUGUACUCGUGCACCGCCUGUCAGGGGUGGCCAAAGUAUGACCCCAAUCACCAGUGCAUACAAGAGCCAGAAGAGGGCGGCUCCCGGAGCAGCUGGUGCAUGGCCGAGCCGGAACAAGCGUUCACGUUCGGGGACCGGAUCCUAUCGUCCACGUACUGUAUGGCGGCCCUGGCAUCCUUCAUCCAACACGUCCACCUUGCCGACUUCUCCAGGCUUGGGUGGACGUACGAAAUUACCAGCGAGGGCUCGGGGCUCCACCGCUUCGUCCGCCACUGGAUUGCCUGGCUCAAGUUUCGGGGAUACGACAAGACGCCUGCCGAUGAGCUCGAAUACCCAACCUUGUUCAGCGGCAUCGAGGGGUGGACGAGCUUGGAUCCGCGGAAAUACAAGCUACGCCACUGGCUGCAGGACUGUUCAAAACAGCUCUAUAUUCGAUGCGAACACAGUAGACACCGACCGGCCUACCUUAUUCGUCCGAAACGUCUGGAUCAUAUGGUUCAUCCAGUGGUCAGGGAGCCACGGCGUACUGUCCCGGCAUGGAUGUUAUGCCUUUGGUACGCCACUGUCAUUGGCAUGAUGAUCAUUGCCCCGUACAUCUUUGCAGGGGACGCAAAGGGCCUGAUAGCCAAGCCGGCGAAGAUACUGAGCAUCGUCACAGCGUGCCUGGCAUUUAUCGGCGCCGUCUCGCGGGGCCUUACCCGGCCCUUGUUAUGUAUACUCAUGGUUUUCCUCGCAUUCGCAAGCGCUAUCUUCUCCGCCUACCAGGCCGGAAAGUGCUUCAAGGUGGCAUAG